Molecule: messenger RNA, 1263 nt
Organism: Mustela erminea (ermine)
Lineage: Eukaryota; Metazoa; Chordata; Mammalia; Carnivora; Mustelidae
Product: testis-specific Y-encoded protein 1-like
Exons: 6
Coding region: 133-1095 (320 amino acids)
Biological process (GO): nucleosome assembly
Cellular component (GO): chromatin; nucleus
Molecular function (GO): histone binding; chromatin binding
Source: RefSeq, a predicted model, not a curated record
GCGUGCCCCAGGCCCGCGCGCUCUGAGAGGCGGCUGCUGCCCACCGCCGACGCCGGGCGCGGGAGCUGAACCUGCCGGUCCCGCCUCCAUCGCCUGCCCUCCGCAGCUGCCUGGGCUCAGGGCCACGGCCACAUGGAGAGGGAGUGGAGGUCCGGGGAAGGCGGGGCUGCCCCAGAAUCCGGGACAAGCUUGGUCCCAGACGGGGGCGGUGAGGAGGCGGGGGGCCUCAGGGAGAGCGGCUCCUGCGGGCACGCGGGGGCGCUUCUGGCCCAGGAGGCUGCGGGGGUGGUGGCCGCGGCUGUGCGGGAAGCUGAGGCCCAGCGGGGCCCAGAGGAGGCCGACGCGGAGCCGGUGUUGGUGCUGGUGGUGGAGGAUAUCGUGGCGGAGGUGGAGGUGGUGGCUGUGGAAGACGAGGAGCUGCUGGCGGUGGAAGACGAGGAGGUGGCGCAAGCAGAGAGGGUCGAGAAGCCGAAGGAGCUGUCGCAGGCAGAGCCGGUGCCGCGGCCCGACACAGCCGGCGCCGCACUUGCCGCGCUGCAGGUGGUUCAGGAAGCGCUCCGCUCUGUGGAAGUCCAAGCCACCAGGGCCUACUUGCGGCUCAAGCGCAGGAUGAAUCAGAAGCGGAGUGGUCACCUGUCUCGAAGGAGGGCCAUCAUCCAGGGCAUCCCUGGCUUCUGGGCACGCGCCAUCCUGAAUCACCCCCAGUUAUCAGCUGUGAUAGGUGACCAGGACACAGACAUGCUCAGCUACAUGACCAAUUUAGAGGUGGAGGAACUGGGUCGUCCCAAGUACCGCUGCAGGUUGAUGUUUUACUUUGGGAGCAACCCCUACUUCCAGAACGACGUGAUCGUUAAGGAGUAUCACCUUAGCAUCGGCGGAUAUAGGGAGACUCGUUGCACUCCAGUCCAGUGGUUCUGGGAUUAUGAACGUGGUGCAGCCAGCCGCAGGCGAGACCCCAGCGGCCUGAACUUCUUCAACUGGUUGUGUGACCCCAGCUGCCCAGGGUCCAACAGGAUCGCCGGGAUCAUCAUCGAGGACCUGUGGCCCAAUCCCUUGCAGUACUACCCGAGGCAGGAAGGCGGCCUAUGGGAAUGAGCUGAGAGGAGGACCUGUCGGGAGGUUCACGCUGCUGAGAUGCAUAUGCGGAAGCAUCCCACUUGACCAGAAGCCGUGAAAACUUCCCACGGAGCCCGGUGCCGGGGUGAAACACAAGGUCGACUGAGGCCCCCGCGGAAAACCACUGAAAUGUAGAAGACCGAUGCC